AUGGCAUCAAAGAAAAGGGGAAGCUUUGUCCGCGCUCCUGGUGAGGAUUUAGUUGAAUAUGAGCAAUAAAUAGAAAGCGUUAAAUAUAAUAUGAAUCGUAGAGGGUCAACAAGAGAAGAAACUUAAAAUGAAAUCAACAAAUUAAAGCAAUCAUUUAGCUCUCACAGAACUGCGACUUCAUUAAAUACUAUAUUUGCAUUAACUAAUUCUAUGGUUGGUUCAGUUUGUUUGCUCAUUCCAAUCACUUUUGCAUAGACUGGUAUAAUAAUGAGUAUUUUAAUCAUGUUUUUAAUUGGUCUGAUUAAUAUGAAGACAAGUUAAUUGUAUUUGGCUCAUUUGAGAGAAGGAGAAGUUGAUUUAUCAGAUUUGAUCAUGAGAACUCUUGGUAAAAAAUAUGCUAUUUUGUUUAACUUCUCGAGCUCUUUACUGAUGUUUUUAGUAGGAACUAUCUAUUUCAUAUUAAUUAAUAAUACUGCUUAUCCUAUGUUAUGUUUUAUUUUAACCAAAGCUAAUGCAAAUCCUGAUUCCUACGUUUCUCAAGAUCAUAUGAACGAUGAAAUGGUAUUCAGUAAAUUUUCUAUUUAAUGGUUGAGUGUUAUAAUUAUUGUUUGUGUAUUCCCUCUCUUCCUAAUUAAAAAUAUGAAAUUUAUCAUGAAGCUUGCUCAUGGAGGUUUCUUUGCUAUUGGAAUGUAUGUCAUUUUCAUUUUAUAUGCAUUUAUAGAUAAUGCUGCUAAUGGAAAUUUAGCAGAACAUGCCUCAGAUGUUAAAUUUUUCACUGGUGACAUUGCUGCUGUUGGAGGUAAUUUUGCUCUUGCUUUCAUGGUUCAUAAUGCCAUAGCCUAAAUUAUGAGUUAAAAUGCUCGUCCUGAAAAGAAUAAUAGGGAUAUGUCUAUUGGCUAUCUCUUAGCUGCAACUAUUUAUGCUAUUAUUGGUAUUUUUGGAACUUAUGGAAUUGUUGGUAGAUCUCACCCUGAUAAUGCUUCAACAAUUACCUAAUACUUUGAUAGUGAUAGUGUUCCACCAUUUAUUAUUAAUCUUUUCUUCUCAGGUCACUUAAUUACUGCUUAUCCUUUAUUCUGCUACAUCUCUAAAACAUAAUUCUUUAACCUUAUAAUGCCCACUUCUGUACCUUCACCUCUAGCUGUUAUGGUAUAUAACUUUUUCUUUGGUGGAUGCUGCUUUUUGAUGGUUUUGCUUAAUAUAAGCCCCGGUAUAGUCAUUGGUAUAACUGGUGCUGUUGUUGGAUUUGCUAUUGUUUACUUGCUCCCUAUUUUGAUUCAUAUGAAAUGCAUAAUUAAAAACUCACAAGCCAAUAAAAAUAGCUAAAAUGAAUAAUUACUUAUUAACAACGAUUAUUCAACUACAUCUUCUGUGAAUACAUUUUCUUGUGGAAAUCAUAAUAUUACUGAAAGAAACAUCUAUGUUAGAGGAGCAUUUUAUUUAACAAUUGUUGGUAUUGGUAUCUAUUUAGCAAUAAUUCAGCUUAUUCCAAUUUUCUAAAGCUUUUGA
This is a messenger RNA of Tetrahymena thermophila SB210, 1509 nucleotides long. RefSeq names its product transmembrane amino acid transporter protein. Gene Ontology annotation, biological process: amino acid transmembrane transport. The record is from RefSeq and is a predicted model, not a curated record. Lineage: Eukaryota; Ciliophora; Oligohymenophorea; Hymenostomatida; Tetrahymenidae. Gene Ontology annotation, molecular function: amino acid transmembrane transporter activity. The transcript is spliced from 4 exons.